Ilyonectria robusta is the source of this 1322-nucleotide messenger RNA. RefSeq lists its product as uncharacterized. Gene Ontology annotation, cellular component: intracellular anatomical structure. Lineage: Eukaryota; Fungi; Ascomycota; Sordariomycetes; Hypocreales; Nectriaceae. The transcript is spliced from 6 exons. Gene Ontology annotation, molecular function: transaldolase activity. Bases 145 to 1161 code for a protein of 338 amino acids. The record is from RefSeq and is a predicted model, not a curated record. Gene Ontology annotation, biological process: carbohydrate metabolic process; pentose-phosphate shunt, non-oxidative branch.
ACCGACGUCGGUUUCUUCGGAUUCUCUAAACACCUUGGAUUUCCCAAUUAUCUAUCUGCCGUGUCUUUGGCCCAACCCCCUAGAGUCUCCCAUUUGCAUCGUAAUCGCUCGUGCUCAACUUAACACCCUCGCCCCUUCACAAUCAUGCCCACCCUUCUGGAAGCCCUCCGGCAAACCAGCCAGGUCGAUUGCGAUACCCUCGAUGUCAAUGUGGCCAAAGAUCUAGGUCCAUUUGUGGAUUGCACCUCAAACCAGGCCAUUGCCUUUUUUGAACUCACCAAGACCGUCGCUGGACAAAUGCAGCUGCAUCAUGCUAGCCUCAUCAAAGAAGCAGUCAACGACGCUCGGGGUACACUGAAAACGCUUCAAGGCAGCACGACGUUUGAAGGGUUUGUGGUGGAGAUCAUGAUGGUCAAGCUGCAGCUGGCCACUGUUCCCAACUUGACAGGCUACGUACACAUCCAGACCAACCCGAAGCUAUCAUAUUCUGCGACUGCAACCGUUGAGAAUGCCCUCCGCGUUAUUCAAAUCUUCAAGGCUCUAGCACCCGACUUUGACGCAAAAAGGGUCUGCAUCAAGGUACCGGCGACCUGGGAGGGCAUGCAAGCCUGUCGGACCCUGGAGAACAAGGGAAUUUCCACCCUCGCCACCACCAUGUUUUGCAUGGAGCAAGCAGCCUUGGCAUCGGAUGCGCAGUGCACCUAUAUUGCUCCUUAUGUUAACGAGCUCAGGGUCCAUUUCGAGGCAGGAGCUGUGGAUGAACACAAAGCCUUUGACUUCUGCCGCGAGGCCCAGGCCUACUACAUCGCCAAGUCCUUCCGCACCCAAGUGCUGGCCGCUUCGCUCACGUCGGUUGACGAAGUCAUGCAGCUUGCCGGCAUCCAGCACGUCACCAUCUCCCCCACCCUCCUCCACGCGUUAUCUGAGCGCGACAUCUCAGCAUGGGAUGGCAAACUUGGGGACUAUUUUGCCCAGGGUCCAGCAAACAAGAGCUGGGAGACGCGGGACUACGCAGCCCUGGUCAAGGACGAGAGCGCCUGGAGGCUGGCUUUUACGAGGAGCGGCUUUGGCACCAGCGAAGGCAAGAUCAUCCAGGCUAUCAACUACUUUUCCGACUUCCAGGAGAAACUGGAGGACCUUGUGAAGGAGUAUUCUGGUUAAGAUGAGGUGAUCAUGAUAUAUAUAGGUAUAUACGAGUCGUAUCGACAAACCGAUUCCCGAUCGGACUUGAGUUUGGCGAAUGUGUUUGCCAAGAUAGCAACUUGAUACGCAAUUCCCGCACCGCAACUUGCUACUUCUGUCUUUUUCUACGCUUCUCGUUG